UUGACGUUUCCAGCGUGCUGUCUUGAGUGAAGUUAGCAAAAUAAACAUGUGAAACUUUUGCUGAUAACCGAAUUGUAUUUGACCUCAACUUUCUGUAUAACACUAGCUUAAGAUACAGUUGUCUUCAGCAAGAUUAAAGACCAAGCCACCAUGGCCUCACCUGCUGGACCUGUGGAUGCCAAGGCAGAACUGACCUCCUUGCUGGACAAAUGGGAGGCAGCGAAGCAAGGAAGCACAGAAGAGCUGGUUUCCAUCCUCACCAAAAUCUCUGAGCUGAUUGAGCAGGAGACAGAGGAGUACCACAAGGCUGAUCCUGACCCUUUUGAUGACCGCCAUCCAGGAAGGGCUGAUCCUGAAGGCAUGUUAGGACAUUUACUCAAAACCCUUUUCAAGAAUGACGACUUCACAAAUGCGCUGUUAAACAGCUAUGUGAUGACCAGUAGAGAGUUAUCGAUGAACACUGCAGCCUGUCGCCUCCUUCAGAACAUCAUGCCAGGUCUAGAGACAGCUGUGGUCUUUCAGGAAAAGGAGGGUCUGGUUGAGAAGCUGUUUCAGUGGGCUGAGGAGUCAGAGCUGCCUCUGUCCAUCUAUGCUACAGGCUUACUGGCUAGAGCCAUGGAGAACCAAGAGAUAGCAGCCAACUACAGGGAGGAAAACUCUAAGCUGGUGCCAGUCAUGUUGUCAAGGCUACGUGAACUGCAGGACAAAGAAUCAGAGAGCCAACAGGCUCUAAAACAGAGCGGCUCACAAAAGACCUCCCAGUCCCAUGGUGCUCUGGAAGAGCAUCCGACGGGCCCAGACAGCUCCACUCAGCAGGUUGCUGCUCCAGCAGCGAUGGAAGAGGAGGAUGAGGUGGAGAAGACCAAGGACAGGGGAGGAGAGACACUGUGUGGCAGCACCAGAACCCCUGCCUUGUCCAGACCCAAGCCCUCCUUCCACCUGGGCAAGGCCCAGAAGACCAGAGGCUGUGUGUCGGUGAAACCCGUCCCAGACCCCCUGUACCAGCCGGCUACAUGCCCAACGCCAGGCCUCCAAGUCAGCCUGGGAGAACCUGACACCAGGGGGCAGGAGUCUGGAGGAGCUCUGGGGAAGAGGAGAGCAGCCACGGCCAGGGAGUGUGGGAGGAAGGCCAAACAGAAACUCCAUUUCACAUCGGCAUCCUCUGCAGACCCAGAGAGUGGCUCAUCCAGCAGUACCGGUAUCGAUCCGUCUACCAACAGCAGUACCGGUAUCGAUCUGUCUACCAACAGCAGUACCGGUAUCGAUCCGUCUACCAACAGCAGUACCGGUAUCGAUCCGUCUACCAACAGCAGUACCGGUAUCGAUCCGUCUACCAACAGCAGUACCGGUAUCGAUCCGUCUACCAACAGCAGCUGGUCGGAGAUGAGCUCCUGGGUGAUCGGGACGAACUACAGCCUCUACCCUCUGACCCCUGCCAUGGAGCAGCGUCUUAUCCUCCAGUACCUCACCCCCCUGGGAGACUACCAGGAGGUAGGGACUGGACCCCAUCAUCGCCCCCCACUUAAUCUGCUGGCUGUUUUCAUGCAGAUGGAGACCAGAGAUCUCCUGAUGCGCUACAUCGACCUGAAAAACACCAACGAUGUGCAGCUCACCUUCGACUCACUCCUGUACCUCGCCUCCCUUCUUCUGCACAAGAAGUUUGCUGCUGACUUCAUUGCUCAUGGAGGGGUGCAGAAACUGCUUGACGUCCCCCGGCCCUCCAUGGCUGCCACAGGCGUGUCGUUGUGUCUCUACUAUCUGGCUUAUAACCAGGACGCCAUGGAGAGAGUGUGCAUGCUUCCAGACAGUGUCCUGUCCGACAUGGUGGCCUAUGCCUUGUGGCUUCUGGAAUGUUCCCAUGCUUCGGGCUGCUGCCACGCCACCAUGUUCUUCUCCAUCUCCUUCUCCUUCAGAGCCAUCCUGCGGCUGUUUGACCAACAGGACGGUCUACGGAGGCUGGUCAACUUGGUCAGCACGUUAGAGAUCCUGAACGUGGACGACCAGGGAUCCAUGUUGACUGACGACCAGGUGUUCUCCAGUCGGCAGACAGCCAAGCACACCUGCAUGGCCUUGAGGAGGUACUUCCAAGCCCAUCUGGUGAUCAAGGUGGAGCAGGUCAAACAGUCCCUCCAGAGGACUGAAGGUGGCGCUCAAGUUCACCCACAGCCAUACUACAAGGCGUGUUCCUACAGCCAUGAUCAGGUGGUAGAAAUGAUGGAGUUUUUGAUAGAGUGUGGUCCAGCCCAGCUCCACUGGGAGCCAGUCGAGGUCUUCUAUAAGCUGUCAUGUGUUCCACUCCUGUUACAACUCAUCUCCAUAGCCUGUGACUGGAGGACUUAUUACGGCAGGUCUGACACGGUCCGUUUUGGUCUGGACAUCCUGGCCAUGUUGACCGUGGUUCCUAAGGUCCAACUGCUGCUUGCUGACACUGUGGAUGUUCUGGAUGAAUCAGGAUCCACUGUUGGUAUGAGUGUAAUCCUGGGCGUGGCUGAGGGAGAGGUGUUUGUGAAUGAUGCAGAGAUCCAGAAAUCAGCCCUCCAGGUGGUCAUCAACUGUGUGUGUGCCCCUGAUCAAACCGCCACGUCCGUGCGCAGCUUCCUGCGCCGUCGCCGGGUGAGCCACGAGAGCGUGCUCACCAAGAUGUGGAAAAUAGUGCAGGCCAACAACGGCAUCAAGGUUCUCCUUGGACUCCUCACGGUGAAGAUGCCCAUCACAGACGCCGACCAGAUCCGUGCGCUGGCCUGCAGAGCCCUGGUGGGUCUGUCUCGCUCGGCUGCCGUCAGGCAGAUCAUUUCCAAGCUGCCCCUCUUCUGCUCCUCACACAUCCAGCAACUGAUGAAGGAACCCGUGCUGCAGGACAAACGCUCCCAACACGUCCGGUUCUGCCGCUACGCUGCUGAGCUUAUAGAGAGGGUGUCAGGUAAACCCCUGCUGGUAGGGACCGACGUGUCCCUUGCUCGGCUCCAGAAGGCAAACGUUGUGGCCCAGUCCCGGAUCACCUUCCCAGAGAAAGAGCUGUUGCUUCUCAUCAGGAAUCACCUGCUAGCUAAAGGCCUCCAGGAUACUGCCUCAGCCCUCACCCUUGAGGCUGACCUCCCCUCUGGCCCCCUCUCCAUGUCUCUCCCCCUCUCCUCCUCUUCUCACUUUCCCUCAGUAGUGCCGUCCCCAGUCUCCUCAUCUGCUGUAUUACCCAGAACCCCACGGGGCAUGUCCAACGGGGGACCCACUGCUCGCCUGACUGCAGUAAUGCCUUUGUCAUCUUCCAUGGUCCAGACGCCGCGCCCCUCCACCUCCUCUUCCACCUCCAUCCCUCCUCUUUCCACCCCCCAUGGCCCACCUCCCCUGGGCUCGCCUCAGAUUGGGAGGAUCCUGUUUACACGGGAGCGCUCCUCGGUUCCCAGCAGCCCGGGGCCCUGCGGUAGUGUGAAGAGGCAUUCCAGGGUGCUGAGGCAGAAGUCGGACCACGGAGCUUUCAGCCAGAGUCCGGCCAUGAAGAAACAACUAGACCGCCACCUGCCCUCCCCACCCGCCCUGGACAGCAUCAUCACAGAGUACCUCAGAGAGCAGCACGCCAGGUGUAGAAAUCCUGUUACAACCUGUCCUCCCUUCUCCCUGUUCACUCCCCAUCGCUGCCCGGAGCCCAAAGAGAGACGUCAGGCCCCCACUAACUUCACCUCCAGACUCUCCAACCGAGUGCUGUAUCCUAAGCAUGGUGGUGUGGAAGGAGGUUGCCUGGACAGACACCUCAUCUUCAGCAGGUUCCGGCCCAUCUCAGCCUUUAGAGAGGCUGAGGGCGAUGAGAGCGGAUUCACCUGCUGUGCCUUCUCAGCUCGUGAGCGUUUCCUGAUGCUGGGGACGUGUAUGGGACAACUGAAGCUGUACAAUGUGUUGAGCGGUCAAGAAGAGGCCAGCUACAGCUGUCACACCUCAGCCAUCACUCACCUAGAGCCUUCACGGAAUGGCUCUCUGCUGCUGACGUCAGCGUCCUGGAGUGUUCCUCUGUCCACCCUCUGGAGCAUGGAAUCUGUCUUCCAGAUGAAGCAUUCCUUUUCGGAUGAUCAUUACGUAGAGUUCAGCAAAAUGUCAGAAGACCGUGUCAUUGGUACCAAGGACCAAGUAGCCCAUAUCUAUGACAUUCAGACUGGCCAGAAGCUGCUGACUUUGAACGACCCCGCCCUUGCCAACAACUACAAGAGGAAUUGUGCAACCUUUAACCCUAGCGAUGACCUUGUGCUGAAUGACGGGGUCAUGUGGGAUGUGCGUUCCGCCCGGGCCAUACACAAGUUCGACAAGUUCAACAUGAACAUGAGCGGAGUGUUCCAUCCCAACCGUCUUGAGGUCAUCAUCAACACUGAGAUUUGGGAUCUGAGAAGCUUCCAUCUUCUCCACACGGUUCCUGCCUUGGACCAAUGCAGACUGGUGUUCAACCACAAUGCCACCGUCAUGUACGGAGCCAUGCUCCAGGCUGAUGAAGAUGAUGAUGUGAUGGAUCAACAGAUGAAGAGUCCGUUUGGCUCUUCCUUCAGAACCUUUGAUGCUACUGACUAUAAGCCUAUUGCCACUGUGGAUGUGAAGAGGAAUAUAUUUGACCUGUGUACUGACAAUCGGGACUGCUACCUGGCUGUUAUUGAGAACCAGGACUCCAUCAGCAUGGACACGGUGUGUCGUCUGUAUGAGGUGGGGCGACAGAGACUGCCUGAGGAGGGGGAGGAUGAUGAAGACCAGGAGGAAGACGAUCAGGAUGAUGACGAUGAUGACGAUGAAGACUCGGAUGAUGAUUUGGAUGACCUGGACACUGAUCCGCUAUUUGCUGCCCUGAAUGAGAGAGCAGACGGCGAACAGGAGGACGCUGUGGCCAGGCUGCUUGAUGGUGAUGAUGACGAUGAUGAUGAUUCUAACAAUGAUGCAGAGAUUGACCUGGGAUCCGACAGUUCGGACAGCUCAGACGGCAGCACGGACACCUCAGACCUGGAGGACCAGCUCUUCCUGUCUAUAGGUGACUGAACAGGAAACAGGAAAGUGACCACAACCAGGAAAGGUCAAAGUGACUGAACAAGUAUCCAUCCAUUGUCAUUUUGGCUUUAGGAACCAACUACAACACCCUGUGAAUGUGAUGUUAAUAAGAACAUAUUUAAUCAAUCAGUGGUGUCUAAUGUGUGUCAGCUGUGAGUCGAGAGAUUGUGAAUGAUUGAGUUUUUUCUGUCUGGUGCUUGAUACCAAUACCAACCCCCAGUUACUCCUGGGUUGUGUUGUUCUGCCAAACAAAAUGCUUAGUUUGUGAAACAUUUGACCCCAAAAUAAACAAACAGCCCAACCGGAAAGCACCAACAGAAAGUCUAUUUUUUUAAAUGUUUUGCAGCUAAAACGUUUUGUUCGACGGGGAACAAAUCCAUUGUAAAUCAUAAGAUAAUGCGUUACGUUUGUCUUUGUCUCUCCUAUUCAGUCAUUUUUUGGGGUGAUCUAAUUUCACUGCGACUGAAUAUCAGGACUAUCUUUACAAGACAUGAUGUGUGAUAGUUUGAACUGUACAGAAUUUUUUUUUUUUGUCCAUUAAUAUAAAUUUAUUUUCCUUUUUGACCCUUGUUUGUAUUGUUUGAAGCUUCAGUGUGUAGAUUUGAUGUUUUAAUCGAUAACUGUACAAUAUUGUGUGCUACUGAGUUAUUGAUAAAACUCUCCCUCCAACAGUGCUGAUUCAAACUA
Esox lucius (northern pike) is the source of this 5700-nucleotide messenger RNA. RefSeq names its product DDB1- and CUL4-associated factor 1. The record is from RefSeq and is a predicted model, not a curated record. NCBI's taxonomy places the organism in Eukaryota, Metazoa, Chordata, Actinopteri, Esociformes, Esocidae. Gene Ontology annotation, biological process: protein ubiquitination. Gene Ontology annotation, molecular function: histone H2AT120 kinase activity; nuclear estrogen receptor binding. The transcript has 26 exons. Gene Ontology annotation, cellular component: Cul4-RING E3 ubiquitin ligase complex; nucleus. Bases 151 to 5004 code for a protein of 1617 amino acids.